GCUCCUCCAGUCAGAUAGGACCACGGCUGCUCAGAGCUCUUCGGCUGCCUUGGCGGUACCUUUGCGAGCCGGGUUGUGUUUCCAGCCGGGGAACUUUGACGCGUCGGACCGUGCCGGGUAGAAAGUGGGGUUGGGGUGGGCCUGGGGGGUGGGCAGGAUUUUUUUUCCCUUCCUUGUUUCCUAACGUACUUUUGGGGGCCGGGAGAAGGGAAAUUGGUGUUUUGUCGACGAGGAAGAAGCUACUGCUUUGUUUUGGUGGGGAAGCUCCGCGAGGAGGCCCGUGACUUCCAGCUGACGAGCCUGAAGCGUCCUCGACUUCUCCGUCCUUCCAGCGGGUGUGAGGGGACCCCUCUGACCUGGAGCUGGUUAGGCCCAGGUGGGAGGCGGAGGAGGGAAGGCCGGGCCCCUGUUCCAGGCGGGGCGGAGCUGGAAGCCUCCCUUGAGCUGCCCUGCUGCCGCCGCGGCAGGGGAAAGGCUCCCCAGUCCCGAGGACGACGGCGCUGGACUACGUGUGCGACAUGUCCCCCACCAUCUCCUACAAAGACAGCAGCCGGCAGCGCCGGCCGGGCUCCUACCAGAACUCGGUGGAUAUGCUGAAGAGGGAGCUCCCUCCCCCGGACUUCUGCGGGGAUGGCCGCGCCGAAGUGGCAGAUGACCGAGAGGCGCUUCUCCAAGAGCCGAGCGUCACGCCUCUGGGGACACCCCGGGGCUACCGAGCGGAGCUGGGCAGCAUCUUACUGCUCCUCUUCCUCUACGUGCUGCAGGGCAUCCCGCUGGGGCUGGCGGGCAGCAUCCCGCUCAUCUUGCAAAGCAAGAACGUCAGCUACACGGACCAGGCUUUCUUCAGCUUCGUCUUCUGGCCUUUCAGCUUGAAGCUGCUGUGGGCCCCCCUGGUGGAUGCCGUGUACUUCAAGAGCUUUGGCCGGCGCAAGUCGUGGCUUGUGCCCACUCAGUACACCUUGGGGCUUUUUAUGAUGUACCUUUCCAGGCAGGUGGACUCUUUGCUUGGGGAGGAGGAUGGCAAAAGCCCAGAUGUGGUGGCUCUUACAGUGACCUUCUUCUUGUUUGAGUUUCUGGCAGCCACUCAGGACAUAGCUGUAGAUGGCUGGGCAUUGACUAUGUUGUCUCGGGAGAAUGUGGGCUAUGCUUCCACUUGUAACUCUGUGGGACAGACAGCUGGCUACUUCUUGGGAAAUGUCUUGUUCUUGGCUCUGGAAUCAGCCUCCUUCUGCAACAAGUAUUUGCGGUUUCAGCCUCAACCCAGAGGAAUUGUAACGCUUUCAGAUUUCCUAUUUUACUGGGGUGCUGUUUUCUUAAUCACUACCACCUUGGUCGCACUCUUGAAAAAAGAAGAUAGGGAAAGACACCCAUCAAAAGAAGAAACAAAAGGCAUCAUGGAUACGUACAAGCUGCUCUUCUCAAUAGUAAAAAUGCCAGCAGUCCUUACAUUUUGUGCCCUGAUUUUAACAGCAAAAAUUGGAUUCUCGGCAGCGGAUGCAGUCACAGGCCUCAAACUGGUAGAAGAAGGAGUACCUAAAGAACACUUGGCUCUUCUUGCUGUUCCAAUGGUUCCACUGCAGAUCAUAUUGCCUCUGAUUAUCAGCAAAUACACAGCAGGUCCACAGCCCCUGAACACAUUUUACAAAGCUAUGCCUUUUAGAUUACUGUUUGGGUUGGAAUUUGCUUUCUUGGUUUGGUGGACUCCCAAAGUAAAAUACGAAGGAGGAUUUCCCAUCUAUUACUAUAUUAUAUUGCUUCUGAGUUAUGCUUUGCAUCAGGUUACGCUGUACAGCAUGUAUGUUGCUAUAAUGGCUUUCAAUGCCAAAGUUAGUGACCCACUCAUAGGCGGAACGUACAUGACGCUACUUAAUACAGUGUCGAAUUUGGGAGGAAACUGGCCGGCAACAGUAGCUCUUUGGCUUGUGGAUCCACUUACAGUGAAGGAGUGUGUCGGAGCUCAAGGACAUAACUGUGGGACUGCAGCUGCGGCAGAACUUUGUACAAAAGAAGGUGGAUCUUGUAUUAUUACCUUGGAUGGUUAUUAUGUGGAAUCCUUAAUAUGCGUGGCUUUGGGAUUUGUUUGGUGGUUGUUUCUCGGUCCCAAAUUCAAAAAGCUGCAGGACGAGAGGGCAUCUUCAUGGAAAUGCAGGAGAACCAAUUCAUAGGAAAACACUGACAAAAGUUGUUAUGGUUUUAUCCCAUAAUGAGUACGCAAAAGAAUAAAUACAUCUAUGUAGGGAAAACAUGGCCAUUUUAUGCCAAAUGACUUUCCAAAAAACCAAGCCAGGAAAGUAGUAUAUGGAUCAGUUUAAAAAGCACACACACCAACAUUUCCUUAAGUUAAAAAUGAAUAAUCAUACUCGAAACAGCACUUUAAAAUUACAGAGCUGUUGUGCUAACUUGCAGCGUCUGCCUUUUGUCUUCUGAUUGAUUUCUUUAACAUUAUCUCUAAAUGAAACUUUUAUGAAACCAUAACAUUUUGAUUUAAAUGUAAACGUUGAAUGUAUAUGGUAAAAUAAGCUGUAGAGAGAACAAUCAAUCUGAUACAUUUUCCACAACCCCUUUUAAUUGCUGACCAUAACUGCUUUAUGGGAGAAAACAAUGAGUAUCAAAAGAUUCUCUCAAAUGUAUUUUCCUGGCUUCUACAAGCUUUAAAGAUUUAUAAGAGGAAUAUUUUUAUAAUAGUGAAAAUUUAGCUUUUUUCUUUUCUUUUAAUGUGCACACUUGACUUCAAGGCACUUGAUUUGCAAAUAGAAGUGGUUUCUUCAGGACAGCAUUUGUAUGAGAGAAGCAGCUGGCUAGGCACUUAGGUUGAUCACACCUGGUAGAGU
Messenger RNA from Podarcis raffonei (Aeolian wall lizard), 2831 nucleotides. It is a transcript of the gene SLC33A1, whose product is annotated as solute carrier family 33 member 1. The transcript is spliced from 6 exons. Bases 519 to 2165 code for a protein of 548 amino acids. The record is from RefSeq and is a predicted model, not a curated record. Gene Ontology annotation, molecular function: acetyl-CoA transmembrane transporter activity. Lineage: Eukaryota; Metazoa; Chordata; Lepidosauria; Squamata; Lacertidae. Gene Ontology annotation, cellular component: membrane.